This is a messenger RNA of Hydra vulgaris (swiftwater hydra), 480 nucleotides long. Its product is annotated as troponin C, skeletal muscle. NCBI's taxonomy places the organism in Eukaryota, Metazoa, Cnidaria, Hydrozoa, Anthoathecata, Hydridae. Gene Ontology annotation, cellular component: endoplasmic reticulum. The record is from RefSeq and is a predicted model, not a curated record. Gene Ontology annotation, molecular function: calcium ion binding.
AUGUCGUAUUUUGACAAACACACUCCUGAUAUUGUUAUUAAAAGUCUUUUUUCCAAGUAUGAUCAAGAUAAUAGUGGCUUUAUUAGUGUGAAAGAGCUAUCAAACUUGUUAACUGAUGAUCUCGAUCUUUCUCCUGAACAAGUAGAAACUUACGUUUUGCUUUUAGAUAAAGAUGCAAAUGGUAAGUUGUCCUUUAAUGAGUUUAAGGCUUGGUUAAAAAGCGGUGAAAAGUUAGAAAUCGUGACUGACACUUCCCGUUUCUACAUAAUGCAAAAGGCUGUUGAAUAUUACAAAAAGUAUGAUUUGGAUGGAAGUGGAUGGUUAGAUCGUGAUGAAUUUUCGAAACUUCAUUACGAUGUUGGCGGUAACUCUCAAAACUUAGAAUGUGCUUUACAAUCGAUGGACAAAGAUGAAAAUAACAAAAUAUCAUUUUUUGAGUUUUUAAAGUGGUUGAAUUGGAUUAAUUUGAAGAAUUUAUAA